Molecule: messenger RNA, 1041 nt
Organism: Anopheles maculipalpis
Lineage: Eukaryota; Metazoa; Arthropoda; Insecta; Diptera; Culicidae
Product: annexin B10-like
Exons: 4
Coding region: 40-1005 (321 amino acids)
Cellular component (GO): cytoplasm
Molecular function (GO): calcium ion binding; calcium-dependent phospholipid binding
Source: RefSeq, a predicted model, not a curated record
UUAAAUUGUUUGUUUGUUCUUAAAACAAUCCUCUCGACCAUGUCUUGGUAUUAUACGCCCCACCCCACCGUUGUGCCGGCAGAAGAUUUCGAUGCAUCUGCCGAUGCAAAUGCGCUUCGAAAAGCGAUGAAAGGUUUCGGCACGGACGAGCAGGCGAUCAUCGACAUACUGUGUGCUCGAUCCAAUGACCAGCGACAAGAGAUUGCGGAAGCAUUCAAGCGAGAACUGGGCAGAGACCUGAUCGACGAUCUAAAGUCGGAAUUGGGAGACAAGUUUGAAGAUGUCAUUCUGGGGCUUAUGCUACGCCCGGAAGCGUACCUGUGCAAGCAGCUGCACAAAGCGAUGGACGGGAUCGGCACCAACGAAAAGGCGUUGAUCGAAAUCAUUUGUCCUCAAACAAACGAUCAAAUUAAGGCGAUCGUCGACUGUUACGAGGAGAUGUACGAUCGUCCACUGGCAGAACAUUUGUGCAGCGAAACGUCCGGUAGUUUUCGGCGUCUUCUGACCAUGAUCAUUGUCGGUGCUCGCGAUCCUCAGGGUACAGUUGAUCCUGAUCUUGCUGUGGAGCAGGCGAAACAGCUGUACGAUGCCGGUGAGGGUAAGCUCGGUACGGAUGAGGAAGUGUUCUACAAGAUCCUGGCCCAUGGAUCCUUCGACCAACUGGAGAUUGUGUUCGAAGAGUACAAAAGUCUGUCCGGUCGUACUAUCGAGCAGGCACUUAAGGCGGAACUGAGCGGCGAACUUUACGACGCACUGAGUGCGAUCGUGGAGUGUGUCCAGAUGGCACCGCAUUUCUUUGCCAAACGGCUGCACAAGGCCAUGGAUGGCGUCGGAACGGAUGAUGCGACGUUGAUUCGUAUCAUUGUGUCGCGAUCGGAAAUCGAUCUGCAGAACAUCAAGGAUGAGUUCGAGCAGAUGUACAACAAAACGCUUGUCAGUGCCGUACGAAGUGAAACAUCCGGUGACUACAAACGGGCCCUUUGUGCCUUGAUCGGAGACGCUUGAAAAGGCGAACAAAACGACAACAUAACGAAAUUGAUU